This is a messenger RNA of Penaeus monodon (black tiger shrimp), 1836 nucleotides long. RefSeq names its product sialin-like. NCBI's taxonomy places the organism in Eukaryota, Metazoa, Arthropoda, Malacostraca, Decapoda, Penaeidae. Gene Ontology annotation, molecular function: transmembrane transporter activity. Gene Ontology annotation, biological process: monoatomic anion transport; transmembrane transport. The record is from RefSeq and is a predicted model, not a curated record.
AUCAGCAAAUAUCACUGCAUCAUUGUUAUCUGCAUUAAACUCCCAUUUGCUCAUAUAUAUCACUGAAAAGAUAAAGCGUCCGCCCCAAAAAAAUUAUAUGCCACACAAUGGUAGACACGCAGUUGCAGAGUCGGAUCCCGGCAGUCUCACUCGCGUCGCGGGAAUCAGCUGAUCUCCGGGCUUUUAAAACGCAAGGAUCCAGCGGCUCCACCAUGGCUUCCCAGCUGGACUGCGAGCACGAGGAAGGACGAACUCCGAGGAGGGACGCGAAGCCGGAAGCGGAAGGAAAAGGGGACUGUUGGGCCGCCCGCUACACCCUGGCUCUGUCAGCGUCGCGACCAACUCCUCCCUUGACAUCUGCCCGCGUUACGAAGGCGACGCGCAAAUCGAACGGAAGCUGAUCGAGGGCGAGUUCGACUGGGACGAGCAAACGCAAGGCAUCAUGCUCGGGUCUUUCUUCUAUGGCUACACGGCCACUAACUUCCUGGGCGGGCGGGCGGCGGAGUACCUCGGUGGGCGUCUGGUCUUCGGCCUGGGCACCGUCAUCUCCGCUCUCAUCUCCCUGCUGUCGCCGCUGUGUGCCCGGUUGUGCAAGGAGCUUUUCAUCGCGUCCAGGGUCCUCAUGGGCAUCUCGCAGGGAGUGACAAUUCCAGCCUUCUUUUCCCUUAUGGCAACAUGGUUCCCGCCUGAAGAGAGAGCCAAGUUUGGGCCACUGAUAAAGGGAGGCAUGCAGGUCGGGACCGUGGUGGCCAUGACGGCGGGCGGCUACCUCAGCGCCUCCUCCUUCCUCGGCGGCUGGCCCUCAGUCUUCUACGUGUUCGGGACGGUGGGCCUGGCGUGGGGCAUCCCCUGGUUCCUGCUGGUGCACGACCGCCCCGAGCACCACCCGUCCAUCUCCCGGGCCGAGCUCGAGUACCUGCAGGCCAACAAGGAGACCGUCAAAGGGGCUGAGGUGGUGUCCAUUCCCUGGAAGGCGAUUUUCACGUCGCCGCCGGUGUGGGCGUGCAUCUUCAUCGCCUGGGGAGGGAGUUUCGGCUUCCAGACCCUGCUCUCUGAGAUUCCGACUUAUCUGGCCAACAUUCAGCAUUUCGAUGUGAAGCAGAGCGGGAUCAUGUCCGCGGUGCCGUACCUGUGCCUGUGGCUCUUCGGCGUGGGCUGGGGCUUCUGCGUGGACCGCCUCUUCAGCGCCGGCCUGCUCUCCAUCGUCGCCGUCAGGAGGAUCUCCACGGCCCUCGCUCAUUACGGACCCGCCGUCGCCCUCGUCGUCAUGUGCUUCGUGGACUGCAACUCUACCCUGGCGAUGAUCGUGCUGUGCAUUGCCGUCGGCGUCUGCGGCAGCGCCUAUAGCGGCAACGCCCUCACGGAGCAGGACAUCGCGCCCAAUCUGGCAGGGACACUGGUGGGGAUCACCAACACCAUCAGCGCCGUCAUGGGCUUCGUCGCGCCUUCCGUCACGGGCGCCAUCACGCAGGGCAGACAAGGGUCCCUUGGUGCCUGGAGGACGGUGUUCGCCGUCUGCGCCGCCAACUACGCCGUCACCACCACCCUCUACUUGCUCACCGUGUCCGCCGAGGUGCAGUCCUGGAACAAGCCGGACGGGGCCCAAGAAGCAGAGAACGAGAAUAAAAGAAAGAAAGAGGAAGGAAACUCAUCGAGAAACACAAUGUUGUGUCUUUUGAGUCGUAGAAAGCGGCGAGGACCUGGGGGCUGGUCCUUUAUCAGAGCGAGACGUGAUUGUUGUCUAUUAUUCAUUUUUAUUCAUGUUAUUGUCGUUAUCUUUUGUUUUUAUUUCAUUUUUUUCUCUCUAUACUUUUGUUAAUAAUGCAAUGAAUUAAU